AUGACUUCCUUACCCAUCAGAACUAUCGGCGUGAUCGGCACUGGUGUCAUCGGGUCCAGCUGGACAGCCCUCUUCCUAUCCAAGGGCCUCCGAGUGAUCGUAUCAGACCCAGCGCCAGGCGCAGAAACAAAGCUCCGCGACUAUCUACACAAGAACUGCUCUUCAGUUCCAGCCGCCCGAUCACCAGUCGAGGCCUGUCUCAAGAACUACAAGUUCGUCAAAGACAUUGGCCCACAUCUCAGCGAUGUUGACAUGAUCCAAGAAAACGGUCCUGAGCGACUCGACUUCAAACGCAGACUCUUCGCCCAGCUCGACGCCGACACUCCCUCACACGUCCUCAUCGCCUCUUCAUCAUCAGGCCUACCCUCCUCUCAAUUCAUCACAGAAUGCAAGAACAACCCAGCUCGCAUUCUGAUCGGACACCCAUUCAACCCCCCGCAUCUAGUCCCGCUAGUUGAGAUUGUGCCCCAUUCCGGGACAAGCGAGGAAUACGUUAACAAGGCGCGUGAGUUCUACUCCAGCCUCGACAAGGACCCUGUUGUUGUCAAGCAGGAGACACCUGGGUUUAUUGCCAACCGGCUGCAGGCGGCGGUUUGCGCGGAGGCAUAUAGUCUUAUCUCCCGCGGUGUUGUCUCGGCUGAGGAUCUUGAUAAAACCAUGACGUCUGGCCUCGGUCUCCGCUGGGCGUUGUCUGGACCGAUCAUUACGAAUACGCUCGGUGGAGGAGGCAGCUUCUCGCAUUUCGUGGACCACCUCGGCCCGGCAUUGAAGACGUGGCUGGAUGAUAUGGAGAAGCAUAAAUUUGAGUUUGACUCGAAGGAGAAGACGGAUGCGCUGAAGGAGAAUGUCAACGAGUGGGUGUCGCAUGUUGAUUUGGAAAAGGCCGAGAAGGACCGCGAUGAGUUCCUGGGUGGUUUGGUUAGGAAGAAGCUGGACAAGAAGAACUGA
Messenger RNA from Aspergillus versicolor CBS 583.65, 948 nucleotides. RefSeq lists its product as uncharacterized. The record is from RefSeq and is a predicted model, not a curated record. Gene Ontology annotation, biological process: fatty acid metabolic process. Bases 1 to 948 code for a protein of 315 amino acids. NCBI's taxonomy places the organism in Eukaryota, Fungi, Ascomycota, Eurotiomycetes, Eurotiales, Aspergillaceae. Gene Ontology annotation, molecular function: NAD+ binding; oxidoreductase activity, acting on the CH-OH group of donors, NAD or NADP as acceptor. The transcript is spliced from 3 exons.